Anopheles funestus (African malaria mosquito) is the source of this 1949-nucleotide messenger RNA. RefSeq names its product facilitated trehalose transporter Tret1-like. The record is from RefSeq and is a predicted model, not a curated record. Bases 456 to 1889 code for a protein of 477 amino acids. Gene Ontology annotation, cellular component: membrane. NCBI's taxonomy places the organism in Eukaryota, Metazoa, Arthropoda, Insecta, Diptera, Culicidae. Gene Ontology annotation, biological process: transmembrane transport; carbohydrate transport. The transcript has 2 exons. Gene Ontology annotation, molecular function: sugar transmembrane transporter activity.
UGUCUUCCAAAACAAUCCACCACAUCCACAGGAUCGCCAUCCCACACACCCCAAAGGCUUAUCGGAUUCUUCAUUCCGAUGUCUCGAAGUGUUUCUUAUCCGAAUGAUAUGGGUAAAUUAAGACGCCGCUUGAUUCCCAUCUGCCGUGGCGGAGUAUCUCCAAAGGUGAUACUUCGCGAUAUGGCCAUAUCGCUCUUCUUCGGUUCGUAAUACCCCCGAGGGUAUCUAUGACCAGAAGGGCAAUCGAUCACUAUUCAGUGGCAUAAUCGAGUGUAAUAUCAGCACCCAUUAUUGGCCGACAGUCUAGUGCAGUAAAUCGAUACGGAACAGAUGGAUCGGAUGGUCAGUUUGAAAUCAUCCCUGUCUACUGCCAGACGGGACCUGUGUGUGCUCUUGUCGGCCUCUAACCAGGCCGUGUUUUUGUGUUCGUGAAUCAACAGAAAACCAAAAAAACAAUGGGAAUUUGGGAAAAUGUGAAAGAUUUUCGGAAAUAUUCCAAUCAAUAUCUGGCAGCUUUCACCGGGACGCUUCUGAUGCUUUCGAUUGCUGCAUCCUAUGGCUGGACUUCACCGACGCUUCCACUUUUACUUGGUGAUGAUUCCCCGCUUCCUAUAACACCGGAUGAAAGCUCCUGGAUUGUAUCGAUUCUCGUCCUGACGUCUAUUGCGGGUCCCAUAGCAUCUGCCUGGUUGGUCGAUCGGUUUGGACGGAAAAUCGCCCUAUUGAUUGCCGUUCUGCCCAGUAUCGUCGGGUGGAUACUGAUCGGGGUCGGUGAGUCUGUGACGGUGGUCUUUAUUUCCCGUGCUCUGAGUGGUGUCUCAUACGGUAUGGCGUACUCCUCCAUGCCACUGUACCUCGGGGAGAUUGCAUCCGAUCAGAUACGGGGAUCGAUUGGUACGUUGCUCACAGUGAUGGCCAAAACGGGCAUUCUGCUGGAGUACGCUAUCGGACCAUAUGUGGAAUAUCGUACACUGGCCUGGAUAUCGCUUGCAUUUCCUGCCACAUUUUUCACCCUGUUUCUCUGGCUGCCUGAGUCACCGUACUACCUGCUGGCAAAGCAACGUAACGAACAGGCGGAGAAGAAUCUUCGCUGGCUGCGCCGCACAAGUGAUGUACAGGAGGAGUUAAAAAUGAUGCAGACUGCGGUUGAACGAUCGCAGCAAAACCGUGGCACUUUUCGGGAUCUACUCAAGCGAGGAAACAGGCGCAGUUUGAUCAUUAUUCUCGGGUUAGGAGCUCUGCAGCAGUUGUGUGGUAGUCAGGCGGUUAUCGCAUACUCGCAGCAGAUCUUUGACCAAGUAAACAGUGGACUGAAGGCACAUGAAUCCUCCAUCAUAAUGGCAGUAAUACAGCUCGUUACAGCGGCCCUAUCUUCUUCGAUCGUCGAUCGUGUUGGACGUCGUCCAUUGCUACUUAUUUCCACCAUAGGGUGCGCUGUCGGCACGUUCAUCGUGGGACUGUACUUCUUCCUACUUGACCAAGAAGUGGACGUCGAUGGAAUAGGAUGGAUUCCACUUGCCGUCAUCAUGAUUUACAUUAUAUUCUACACGGUCGGGCUGGCAACGGUACCAUUCGCUAUUCUAGCAGAAAUAUUCCCCACCAACGUGAAAGCAGUGGCCGCUGCCAUUUACACCAUGUUCGCCGGAUCGGUUGGAUUUGGUGUGUCGAAGCUGUACCAGCUCAUCUCCGACGAAGCCGGAACGUACCUUUCGUUCUGGAUUUUUGCCGCCUGUUCUGCUGCGUUUGUAGUGUUUGUGUUUGCACUUGUGCCGGAAACGAAGGGCAAACCGUUGGAUCACAUACUUAUCGAAAUGCAUACCUCUACCAGCCGGAGUCUCAACUGUUGUAGUCCUUCGACCGAUAAACAGGACCCAAAGCAUACUGCCUAACGGUUCCUACUGCUCGUGCAAAAGAAAAGUUUCAUAAUACAACAUCUAUGUUAACCCUUA